CCCCCUAACCCGCGGCCGGGAAGCACACCCAAUCCCCGCUCCGCCGCGAAGAGCCCCCGCCGUCAACUCCGCCGCCCCCUCCCGCCGCGGCCGCCGUUUCGGGCCUCCGGCCGCUGCCGCCGCCCAGAUGGAUUACCUCAAGACGGUGGUGCCGUCGCAGCUCCUGGCCGAGCGCGGCUCCAACCUCGUCGUCAUCAACCCAGGCUCCAUGAACGUGCGCAUGGGGUUCGCUAGCCAGGACGUGCCGUUCAAUAUACCCCACUGCAUUGCCCGGCACAAGAACGAUGCGCCGAAGCUGUCGGUGCGAGACCAGAGGCUCAACUGUCGCGCUGGGUCGACGCACAACGCAGAGCGGGAGAGGGCGUAUGAUAUUAUCGCUUCAAUGCUGAAAAUCCCUUUUUUGGGUGAAGUAUCGCCUUCAGAGAACCAACCAUUACCUCCUAAGAUGGGACGUCUUGAUGGUCUUUCUUCACAGCAAAACAAAGAUGAUAGUAUACUCACAUGGACAGAUGUGAUGGACAAAAGCAUCAAAACAUCCACGCCAAUUGAAAGGUCAGUAAACAGUGACGUCGAUGAAGAUCCUUCACAAAGCACAUCUGAUGAUGGUAACAAGCCCAACUCCGAAGAAAGCAAGUAUAAGGAAAUGUUAUUUGGAGAGGAUGCUUUGAAAAUCCCUCCUUCUGCACCAUACUGUUUGGGUCGCCCGAUCAGGAGAGGCCAUUUUAAUAUUUCUCAGAAUUAUUCAUUACAUCAGGUUUUAGAAGAUUUGCGCACUAUUUGGAACUGGAUGCUGACGGAGAAGUUGCAUAUCAACCCAAAGGACAGACAUCUAUAUUCUGCAAUUCUUGUUCUUGGGGAAACAUUUGACAACCGAGAAAUGAAAGAGAUGCUGUCCAUUGUACUUUGCGAUUUGGGGUUUAGCAUGGCAGUGGUACAUCAGGAAGCUCUAGCUGCGGCAUUUGGGAAUGGUUUGUCGACAGCUUGUGUGGUCAACAUUGGUGCUCAAGUUACACAAGUAGUUUGUGUUGAGGAUGGAGUAGCUUUGCCCCACACAGCUUUGGCGCUUCCAUAUGGUGGAGAUGACAUAUCCAGAUGCCUACUUUGGGUUCAACAACGUCAUCGCACAUGGCCAAACUUUAAAACCGAUCCCAUGAAGAAGCCUAUAGAUAUGCUAAUGCUCAACAAGAUAAAAGAGGGAUAUAGCCAGAUAAGGAGCGGAAGUUAUGAUGCUGUUUCUGUUGUUCAUUCGUAUGAGCAUGAAAAGUCUGUUGGGCAUCAGAAGACAAGGCUGUCAGCUCUCAGUGUUCCUCCUAUGGGGCUUCUUUACCCUCGGCUUCUCAUUCCAGAAGAGUUCCCUCCACCUCCCCGACCUUGGUUCCAAGAUUGUGAUGACAUGCUGGAAGAUACUUGGCAAACAAAUGACGGUCUUUCUGGAAAUGGUGGGCUUGGUGCAUGGGACAGUUAUCAAAUGCUUCCCACUAGAGUAAAGAAGUUUGAUAAUAUCGGCCUCGUAGAAGCCAUUGUCAGCAGUGUUCUUUCAACAGGACGUGUUGACCUCCAAAGGAAGCUAUUCUGUAGUAUUCAGCUGGUUGGUGGCGCAGCUUCAACGACAGGUCUUGCACCAGUUCUCGAACAAAGGGUUCUUAAUACUAUUCCAUCGAAUCAACCCGUUGAGAAGGUUGAGGUACUACAGUCAAGGAGGAAUCCAUUGUUUAUCCCAUGGAAAGGUGGAGUGAUUUUGGGCGUCCUUGAUACUACCCGUGAUGCUUGGAUCCAUAGAGAAGAUUGGAUUAAAAAUGGCAUUCAUGUCGGGAGUGGCAGAAAAUAUAAGGAUUCCUAUUUCCUUCAGUCGCAACUGAUGUGUUACUACAAUUCAUAACAGGUGGUCUGUGUAGGUGUCAACUAUAUCUUGUGCUGCAAAUGCCGGUGUAAUCUCGGAUACUUGGGCAAGGCGGAACUUCAUCCUUGGCGAGGUUGUCAAGGGACAUGGAAAAGAGAUUUAGAUGAUGAAGGCCCGUCCUCUGUCUAUCCUUUUCAUUCAGAACUAGAAAUGGCUAGUAAAAAUACAUGGAGAAGAGAUUUAGAGAUUUAUGGUGCCAUGUAAACAUAUUCUCCGUUUUCAGGAUGAUGUACUACCUGUAACUUGUAAAUUAGUAAAAUAUACUCCCUCCGUUCCAAAAUAUAAGUCUUUGUAGAGAUUUCACUAUAGACCACAUACGAAUGUAUGUAGAUGCAUUUUAGAGUGUAGCUUCACUCAUUUUGGUCCGUAGUCCAUAGUGGAAUCUCUAUAAAGACUUAUAUUUUGGAACGGAGGGAGUACAAAGCCUCUAGAUGCUGUUCCUGAUUAUCUAACAGUGGUAAUGACUUCUCAGCCAGAUUAAUUAUUUGUUCUGAAAAGGCAAA
Triticum dicoccoides is the source of this 2403-nucleotide messenger RNA. RefSeq names its product actin-related protein 9-like. NCBI's taxonomy places the organism in Eukaryota, Viridiplantae, Streptophyta, Magnoliopsida, Poales, Poaceae. The transcript is spliced from 21 exons. The coding region runs from base 128 to 1879 and encodes 583 amino acids. The record is from RefSeq and is a predicted model, not a curated record.